AUGCUCCUGGCGCGAACUCUGCUCUCCAAACAACGCCAAUACCUCAAUAUUUUCAGCAUGUCUCGUCACCUAUCCAUCGACGCGUCACCACCGCCAUAUAAUGGCCCUUGGGACCGUUUGGACAAAGAGGCAUUUAGGAAGAGCCUCACAGUCCUCGGCGCACGCGUUCCACCUGAGAAGACGGGCGCCUUUCUCAAGACUCUUGCACUAAAAGACUGCAUUAUGGACCUCCCGAAAAUUCGUACUGUCGUCUCUGAUUCUUCCGUGCCUGAUGGUGAACGAUUGGUCCUCCUAAGAGUGUCAAAUCAGGCCGAUAUUCCGCCCGAGGCUCGACAAUUUCUGGACAGAGAGGCGAAGGGCUUUGUCGACCACAAGAUUGAAUUGGAUUAUAAUUACUGGACCGCUGACGAAUGCCUACAUGCAUUUCUCCCGGAAGAACUUCGAGAUGGCGCUCCGAAUGGGUUUGCAAUGACAGGACAUAUCGCCCAUGUCAAUCUCCUCGACGAAUAUCUCCCAUACAAGCAUAUUAUUGGUCAGCUCAUCAUGGAUAAAAACAAAAGGGUCAAGACUGUUGUAAACAAGUUGAACACUAUCGAUAAUCAAUUCCGCUUCUUCAAGAUGGAGCUAAUUGCCGGAGAACCUGAUUUUGUUGUCGAACAUCACGAGGCAGAUUGCCGAUUCACGUUCGAUUUUACCCAAGUCUACUGGAAUUCUCGAUUGCACACCGAACAUGAACGGCUUGUCGAGAUGUUUAAACCAGAAGAACUUGUUGCCGAUGUUUUUGCUGGAGUAGGGCCUUUUGCAGUACCCGCAGCGAAGAAAGGUUGUGCAGUUCUUGCCAAUGACCUAAAUCCGAAUAGCGCGAAAUAUCUGCGCAAAAAUAUCGAUGACAACAGGGUGACCGAACUUGUGCGUGUUUCGUGUGAAGACGGUCGCGAUUUCAUCCGAGCGAGUGUGUCUCGCGUGUUUGACGAGCCGUUCCUUGCGUACACGGGCCCGAAGCCGAGCAGGAUGCAGGAGGAAAGGGAACGGAAACGACUUCAAAAGCUCGCUGCUGAGGGCAAGCCUGUUCCUGUGUCCGAUCCUGUCGAAAAUGGGAAACCUCCUCGAAGAGCCAUUGCACAUUUCGUCAUGAACCUGCCGGACUCAGCAAUUACGUUCCUAGACGCGUUCCGAGGUAUAUUAGCCGACGACUCGCGGAAUUUGAGCGGGGAAUAUGAGCAGAUGCCUAUGGUGCAUUGCCAUUGCUUCACUCGAGAGCUAGACAUAGCCAGAGCAGAGGAAGAUAUUCGGCAGCGAGUCGAGGAGAAGCUCGGGCAUCCGUUGGGCAACGAGAUAAGCCUACACCUAGUUCGUUCCGUCGCGCCGAGCAAGGAGAUGUACUGUAUUAGUUUUCGGCUUCCCCGUGAGGUGGCCUUUGCGCGAUGA
Messenger RNA from Cyclocybe aegerita, 1428 nucleotides. NCBI's taxonomy places the organism in Eukaryota, Fungi, Basidiomycota, Agaricomycetes, Agaricales, Hemipholiotaceae. The record is from the annotation of a GenBank genome assembly.